Patella vulgata (common limpet) is the source of this 3900-nucleotide messenger RNA. RefSeq lists its product as uncharacterized. The coding region runs from base 191 to 1588 and encodes 465 amino acids. The transcript is spliced from 16 exons. NCBI's taxonomy places the organism in Eukaryota, Metazoa, Mollusca, Gastropoda, Patellidae. The record is from RefSeq and is a predicted model, not a curated record.
CGACACCAUUCUUCUUGUUGACUUUAUUUUGUGAAAUUGGUUAGUAAAUUUUCUUCUUGAAGUAAAUUGAAGUUGGACAUGCAAAAGAUUCCAGGGACUAUUCAGAGAUAAAUUGAUUUGCCGUUCGAUUGGAUUUCAAGACCACGGUCACCAGGUUAUCGACAGGCGGUGUGUUGUUGUAUUUUCCUAAAUGGCAGAUGAGAGUUCGCCGACUCAGAGACAAAAGAAAGGCAGAUUAAUUUUAAGUAAUUACACCAGCAACAUGAAUGCUGAUUUGCGCAAAAUGGUUACUGAUGCAGAAGCACCAUAUGCUCAGUGUGAGAUCCACGAUGCUGAAAUGAUGGAGAAAAACAUUGCCUGCAUCGUAUGUCAGAAAUUAGUCUGUGCUCUAUGUUUACGGGAUUUUCAUCUUAGUCAUGAAAUUAUGAGCGUGAUCAAAUUACGAGAACUGAAACAACUGGGGGGCUCAAUAGAAUCAGAUGUGAAUACCUUGCAGUCCUGUCAAUUACAUAUACAGACACAGUUAACACAACGUUCAGAGGUUCUAGAGAAGAUAGAGAAAUCAAAAGAAUCUUUAAUAUCAAAUAUAGAUAAAGCCUUUGAACAGCUCCACGAAAUACUAAAAAAUAAACACGAGGAUGUGUUACAAUAUAUAAUGGUGUAUUAUAAUCGUAGCCAUGAAGUUAUCAAGAACGAUAUAGAUAUACUGAGUGAACGUUAUAAAGAGGGGUCAGCCAUGAUUAAAAGAGUUCUCUCGUUCUUCAAUAAAUUACAUGUAAUGUUAAAAGAAUCUCCUGACCUGCCAAAAGAAUUGAAGAAAAUGUCUGAAAGUUUGACUGGUUUACCUCCAGUAGGAAAUGUAGAACAAAUGAUGGUAGACGUCAAGUUUGAUAAAAUACUUCCGUCUUUACAGGCUAUAUCUAAUAUAUGUCAAAGUAUACAUCCAGAAGCAACCAAAAUAUGCUGGUCUCGCGUAACUCCUGCUAAAACUGAACCACAAAGUCCGACAGAAGCGGAGAGUACAUUAAUGAAGCCCCAAUCAGUCAGAGUUUCUGCUCGUAAUCUAGCCAAGAAAUGCAACACAGCCCAAUCCACUUGCACAUCAACGACUGAAUCACCAACUGAAAAAAAGAAAGGAUCUGAAACAAAAAAAUUAUCCUCAGUUGCCAAAAAAAAUUCACCUAGUACAAAAAUAUCAUUAACUGAAAAAUCAUCAAUUGAUAAACCCUCUGUUAAAAAACCAACCACGGAUGAAUUGUCAAGCGAUCAGCUAGAAACUGAAUCAGCAUCACCGACUAAAAGUGAAAGUGAUAAAGUAACAUCAACAGGUACGCAGAUCAUUGACCUACCUGUUGGUGAAAUCGUUAAAAAUACAGUUCCUUCAAAAAGAAAGAACAUUGAUGAAUCAGUUGAUGGUGAAGAUGCACUAACCAAGAAAUCGAAAACAGUCAAAGUAAACUGUCCAGUCCAUAAUAAAGAUACAACUAAUAGCGAAAAUAUUGAUAAACAAGCCUCAUCUAGUAAUAAAAAUAACUCUACAGGAAAGAACUGUUUAUGUAAAAGUAGUGCCAAAUACAUGUAUUUAUAACGUAUUUAUGUGCAUGGUAAGCAGGAAGAAGUUAUUGUACAAAAGUAGAAGCCACAAUUAUUCAUUAAAAUGCAAACAGGUUAUUAAUAAUCCAGAUAUGAUAGAUCCUCGAAAUAUUAAAAAAGAAUUUGAAAUUUUGAACUUUGAUCCUCUACAGUUAGAGACAGGACAUGCAGCCAUUGUAAUGAUUAAAAAUGGAAAAACUGGAAUAGGAAAAGUCAUAAACACUACUAAUAUAGGGAAAAGUAAUGCAUUUGAAAUACUCUGGUAUAAAGGUGAAAUAGGAAAAGAUCGAACAUAUUCUCUCUGUGGUGAAGAGGAUACUUCAUUCGGUCAAGGAAAAACAGUUUAUUUACUAGAAACUUCCAUGAUAGAUGUAAAUAAUUUGAUUUGUUCCUUCAAAUAUGAUUUCCAGAACAAUAUACCAGAUGUUUUAAAUGAUGAGAUUAAUAAAGCUCUUCUCUUUAAAAAUGUAUAAACAGAUCUCCAGGCUGUGCUCUAAUUUGGAACAUAAUAAAAUUCUUGGAUUAAGUUGUUUGUACAGAAUUUUUCUAAAUAUACAAUAAAAAUAAUGUUAAGAUAAUGUGUCAACUGUUCACAAGCUGUAAACACAGAAAUAGUUUUAAAAGUGUCACCAGUUACCAAAGUGUUUACUAAAUAAAUAAUGAUUAUAAAUUGUGCCAUCUUUUAUGUGUGUGCAGUAUAAUUACUAUUGUGGUUUAUAUUCGCUAAGUGUCAACAAUAGAUAUGUGAAGUGUUCCAGAAAUGUUUAAAUACUAUUAAUGUGUUUAAUGUUCCCACGGUGUGUACAGUAGAAAUACUGUUAAGUGUGUGAACAGUAGCUAGAAAAACUAUUGAAGUGUUAAAUAGAAAAACUAUGAAAGUGUUAAAUUCCUAAGUGUCAAUAUUAGAAAUAUGGUUAAAGUGUUAGAUGUUUCCAAAGUGUGUACAGUAGAAAUAUUAUUAAAGUGUGAACUAUUCCCAAAUUGUGUAAAAUAGAAAUACUUGUACAGUUGUAUUAUGAAAUGUUGAAAAUGAGUGUGCAAGUGGAAGAUUUGUAUGUUAAAUUUGGAUUGAAAUAAAAAGACAUUGAAUGAAGUUUGGCAGAUGCUUAGUGUGAAGUAAUACUGUUUGUAUCAAAAUACCUGAUCCUGCAUGUGAAAUAAUUGAAGUGUUAAAAACAUAAGGAAAAUAUUAGGUUUGAAAUAAUGUUAGUGUUAAUUUAAAGAGAUGUACCCUAUGUGUAGGAAAUCGGUUUAUUAUUUAGAAUCAUAGACAAUAAAAUUGUUGAGUGCUUUAUAUUUAUAAAAGAAAGAUGUAACACAUUCAACAGAUAAACAAUUAUAAUAAGAAUAUAUGAUAUAUAAGCUUACAUAUAUACAUUAAAAAAUAUAUAUAUUUUGUGGCGGCAUACCUUUUAUCUUUUCAUCGUUUAUAGUGUAAUAAAGUAGUGCAGCUUUACCAUUGUGCUAAUAUAUUUUGGAUAUGUAUUACUAUUAACAAGGUUUGGCGUUGACACCCCGAAAACUUAAUCUUUAACGAUAAGAAAACAUAUAGUCAGAAACACAAUUCAACAUCGUGAUUGAAGAUGAAAAAUGUCAUUUAUAUUCCACAGAUGACUUGAAGACACAAAUCAUGCCCGUAUGACAGCUUUCACCUGUUAUCUCAAUGAAGAAAUGCCUCCAAUUGUGACAGAGUGUGUACAUGUGGGUUCAAUGCCUGUACUCGAUGCCCCAAAUGUCCCAAACAUACUCUUAACGGAUGAAGGUCAGGACCUAUUGUAGCAAUAUUGCUAGAAUUUUUGCUCUUGAAAUUAAUGAUGGCAUUAUAUUGUAUUAAUUAAUAUCUUUGGCAAGUUAUUAGAUUCACAUAUAUGUACUUAAAUCAAGUUAGCAAAUGAGUGGCAAUGGCAUAUUGUUACAUAAAAUAAAGAGUCAUAAUGUGGUAAACAUUCAAUUCGAGGUUGAUAACAGAUAUCUUGUGGGAAAUUUCUCCAGUAAAUUUCCACUAACCAUAUGAGGGUGGGUUUCAACGUCAUUUGACUUAAUUAACCAAUCUCUUUGAUUAUUUACAUCCUAUUUGACCAAUUAGAUGAUUGAAGGUCCAAAACCCAAAGCUACAAAAAUAUCAUACUUGUGAGAAUUUAUCAGACAACAGACAGAUACUGGAAGGGAAAAGAUGUAGCAAUUUCUAUCAGCAGACUCGCCCCAGCGAGUCUGACUGGGUAUGUUUAGAGAAUGACUUUAGUAUUGUAAUCUAUACUAUGCUUGUAUCCAUGUAUCCGGCUAUGUUAUGUAAAAUGUAAAAACGAA